AUGUCAUCAGUCAACCAAAUAAAGUACAUCAAGGAGUCACUUCCGGCUAAAAAAGCUUUGGAAGAGGAAGCCAAACAAUUGGUAUCCGAAGCCGUGAGUCUUGAAGAUGAGGAGUUCCAUCCGGAAUCAUUUACAACCACCGAUGCCUCCGUUCGCGCCGUACUUGUUUACCGAAAAGGUGCCGAUGGGGCUGUCAGAGUAACGUCUUCUGGGACACAAGACUUUUGGAACGUGAGAACCGGCCCGGAAGAAGCAGGGUGGGCAAUAAUCGGAGUCAAAGUUGAACAAACGUGCAUGUUCCUUGGAAAGCCGAAAGUGCGGUUGUUCAAGGCUUUGGAAUCUUAG
This is a messenger RNA of Penicillium cataractarum, 345 nucleotides long. RefSeq lists its product as uncharacterized. The transcript has 2 exons. The coding region runs from base 1 to 345 and encodes 114 amino acids. Lineage: Eukaryota; Fungi; Ascomycota; Eurotiomycetes; Eurotiales; Aspergillaceae. The record is from RefSeq and is a predicted model, not a curated record.